AUGAAGCAGCCGCUCAGCAUGCACAUAACCCAGCUCAAUCGGGAGUGCCUGCUGUGCCUCUUCUCCUUCCUGGACAAGGACAGCAGGAAGAACCUCUCCAGGACCUGCUCCCAGCUCCGAGAUGUGUUUGAGGAUCCCACCCUCUGGCCCCUGCUGCACUUCCAUUCCCUCACAGAGCUCAAGAAGGACAACUUCCGGCUGGGCCCUGCACUGCGCAGCCUGUCCAUCUGUUGGCAUUCCAGCCGCGUGCAGGUGUGCAGCAUCGAGGACUGGCUCAAGAGUGCCUUCCAGAGGAGCAUCUGCAGCCAGCAUGACAGCCUGGUCAACGAGUUCCUCCUGCAGGUGUGCGACAGGUGCCCCAACCUGGCGUCCCUCACGCUUUCGGGAUGCGGCCACGUCACCGACGACUGUCUGACUCGCCUGUUGCUCAGCUGCCCGCGCCUGCGCGCGCUGCGCCUCGAGAACUGCGCGCGCGUUACCAACCGCACUCUGGCGGCCGUGGCCGCGCACGGGCGCUCGCUGCAGACUCUGCACGUGGACUUUUGCCGCAACGUGAGCGCUGCUGGCCUGCUUCGCCUGCGCGCCGCCUGCCCGAGCCUGACCCUGAGCGCGGAGCACAGCGCGGCCAUGAUCCCCGACCAGCCGCCGCGCGCUCGCGGGUGCGCCGCCUCGCUUUUCUCGGCCGCACCUGGGGGACGGUGCCUACCUCACCCGAUGAGUUCCUGUGGAGGACGCGCGCGCGAUUAA
Molecule: messenger RNA, 747 nt
Organism: Arvicola amphibius (Eurasian water vole)
Lineage: Eukaryota; Metazoa; Chordata; Mammalia; Rodentia; Cricetidae
Gene: Fbxl22
Product: F-box and leucine rich repeat protein 22
Exons: 2
Coding region: 1-747 (248 amino acids)
Molecular function (GO): protein binding
Source: RefSeq, a predicted model, not a curated record